AACCCUAGCAUAGCUGGUUUUUCCUUUCCCUCUGAGCAUUAAGCAUUAGCCAGGCGGAGUUCGUAGCUAUGGUGGAAAUCCCAGAUGAGCUCCUUCAAGUCUUCAUCUCUCUAUCCCGGCGGAACCCUAAGCUCGUUGACGGCGCUACAACAUUGAUCGUGCUCCACCUCCAUCCCUUCCGGUACUGUUUCUACUCUCCUCAUCUUUCGAAUUUCAUCCGCCAUUGCCACUAGUAGAUAUCGAUUCAACUCUUUAACGGCGAAUUCUUUCAAUCCAAAUGGUUUCCAAGACUGUAGCCUCCGCUAUUUCUUCCUCUCUUUUGCCAGCUCCGUCGAAAGGCAAGCUCUCGUCUCUGUUUACUCACCCAACAAUAAUUGCAUCUUCAAAACCCCAAAAUCCAUCUCCAAUUUCUGCCGAAUCCCCGCCUGUCAUCUCGAAACCGCCAAAUUCGAAUGUUUCACCGGAAGUUUCGCUGGAAAAGUCAACUACAGAGAUUUCGUUUCAUGAACGGCUUCGGACGUUCCUUCAGAAUUGCAAGACGGGUAAUUUUACCGUAUCAGAAGCAUUGCAAUUUUUUGACCUAAUGAUGCUUGCGAAUCCUACCCCUGCAAUGUCUUCAUUCAAUCUUUUACUUGGUGGACUUGCUAAGACUAAGCACUACUCUGAGGUUUUGAAGCUGUAUUAUAGAAUGAGCUUAGCCGGACUUUUGCCUAAUUACAUCACGCUUAAUAUUUUGCUUAAUUGCCUUUGUAAUGUGAAUCGGAUUAGCGAAGGUCUAGCAGCCAUGGCGGGGAUUAUAAGGAGAGGUUAUGUUCCCAAUAUAGUGACAUAUACGUCCCUGAUUAAGGGCUUGUGUAUGGAGCAUAGGAUUAGUGAAGCUACACGGCUGUUUAUGAGAAUGCAAAAGUUGGGUUGUAGGCCAAAUGUGAUUACUUAUGGGACUUUAAUCAAGGGACUUUGUCAAACGGGUAAUACUAACAUUGCACUUAAGUUGCAUGAGGAAAUGCUCAAUGGGACUGGUCGAUACGGCAUUAGUUGUAAGCCUAACGUUAUUUGUUAUAGUACCAUUAUUGAUGGGCUCUGUAAAGAUGGGCGGGAAGACAAGGCAAGGGAACUUUUUGAGGAAAUGAAAGCUCGGAGAAUGCUUCCAGAUGUGAUUUCUUACAGCUCUUUGAUUCAUGGAUUUUGCAAUGGUGGAAAGUGGGAGGAGGCUAAAUGUUUGUUCAAUGAGAUGGUGGAUCUAGGUAUUCAACCAAAUGCCGUCACAUUUAAUGUGUUGAUGGAUAUACUUUGCAAGGCAGGAAAGGUUAUCGAGGCCAACAAGUUGCUAGAGGUGAUGAUUCAGAGAGGUAAUGUUCCUGAUUUGUUUAUUUAUAAUACAUUGAUGGAUGGGUUCUGUUUGGUUAGUGAUCUAGAGAGUGCAAGGGAACUGUUCCUUAGUAUGCCAAGUAAGGGGUGUGAACCUAAUGUGAUUAGCUACAAUGUGCUAAUCAAUGGGUAUUGCAAAAAUUGGAAGGUGGAAGAAGCAAUGAAGAUUUACAAUGAAAUGCUUCAAGUGGGCGUUAAACCUUCUGUGAUAACAUAUAAUGCCCUGCUAACGGGUCUUUUUCAGGCCGGGAAGGUUGAUGAUGCAAAGAAAAUAUUCGGUGUCAUUCAAGCUCAUGGUUUGGUGCCGAGUUCAAGUACAUUGAGUAUCUUUGUAGAUGGGCUGUGUAAGAACGAUUGUUUGUUAGAAGCAAUGGAAAUUUUUAACGAGCUUUCAUACAACUUGAAAUUGGACAUUGAUAUCUUUAAUUGUCUUAUCGAUGGCCUAUGUAAAGCAGGGAAACUUGAAACAGCUUGGGAGUUCUUCGACAAAAUUUCCCGUGAAGGGUUUCUGCCAAAUGUUGUGACCUAUUCCAUUCUAAUCCAUGGGUGUUGUAAAGAAGGACAAGUAGAAAAGGCAAAUGAUUUAUUUCGAAAGAUGGAAGAAAAUGGUUGUACGCCCAAUGUAAUCACCUACAAUACACUUCUCCGUGGUUUCUACAAAAGUAAUAAACGAGAGGAAGUGGUUGAGCUUCUUCAUAGGAUGGUUAACAAAAACGUGGUGCCAGAUGCUUCCACCUGCACCAUAGUCUUAGACAUGCUUUCCGAAGACGAAAAGUAUAGGGGAUGUUUGAACUUGCUUCCAACGUUCCCUGUCCAAGAUUAUCGAGGUUGAUGACAACAAUUCAGAAAUAUCUAUUGACUGAUAAGGGAUUAUGCUUGAAAUUUCAGAUAAGCUUGAUAAUCAGAGCAUAACGUUUGGAAAUUCGAAGCUCUGUUGGUUUCCCUUGUUGGAUGUGUAGCAGCUACCCAUAAGUUGAGCAAAUUUUGAGUUCUCAUGAUGAACUUGCCUUGACUUCUGCCUCAUGCAUACAUGUCUAACCCCAGCCAGGUGUUCUUGGCUGUAAGCAAGGUUCAUUAUUCUACUAGAUCUCUUAUUCAUAAUAGUCUAGAGGCAAAGCCACCUUAAGGUCUUUGAUCAUCACAAGUUUGAAUAGACUACUUUUUCUGAGUUAGAUAUAUAGUUGUGAAGCCAACUUCUUAUGGGUUCAAACGUUUUGGCUGCCGACUUAAGAUGUUGAAUAUCUCCUAUAACUAUAAGCUCGAGUGGAGGAACAUUAAUGUCAUGUUCAAUGUCUACAACUCGCUGUAUGGUACAAAUAAGGAUGAAGAAUACGUCAGUCGUUCUCUCUUGCUUGAAAUCGAUCCAUUCAGAUAGAAACUCAGAGUUAAGAGCACCUGGUUCAAAAAGAAAAGCUUCAAUCAAUCAACAAUCACACAAGGAAAAGAUUCAUGGUGAAGGCAGAAAACAGAAUGACCCAGCAACUUCUUCCCCUCAGGUAUAAUAAGGGUCACAGGAGCUCAAUGUCCAUUAUCCUUUGACAUACUGACAUAUAAUGAAAGAUUUUUUGAACAUAUUGCCUAAUGGGUAAAUUUUGUGGCCAUGAUUUGAGCCUUUCAUUGAGAUUAUCUGCAAAUAUUCAGUUCAGCACGUGUACUGCUUCACUAGAACAUGACCUCUUUUGUUUUCUACUCUCUGUUCCUUGAUAUGAAAGAGUGGAGAAUAUUUCCUCUGUU
Messenger RNA from Cucurbita maxima (winter squash), 3102 nucleotides. Its product is annotated as pentatricopeptide repeat-containing protein At1g63330-like. The transcript has a single exon. The coding region runs from base 278 to 2200 and encodes 640 amino acids. Gene Ontology annotation, molecular function: protein binding. Lineage: Eukaryota; Viridiplantae; Streptophyta; Magnoliopsida; Cucurbitales; Cucurbitaceae. The record is from RefSeq and is a predicted model, not a curated record.